CCUUAUUGACUGCCUACACUUAAACACCAUGAUCACCACUAAAGUAUACGACGGCGGUUGCCAUUGUGGGAAAGUGAGAUACAAAGUCCGUCUCGAUAUACCUCCCUCCUCUAAUCCAGAUUAUCUCGGCCGAGGAACCCGCAUAUACAAAUGCAAUUGCACUACUUGCCACAAACUAGGCAUGUUUCAUGCGCGCCCAGGGGAUCCAGCUAAUGACUUCAUUGUUCUUUCACCGUCUUCUCCGACUGAGAAUUUGGGCGUAUACAAUGCUUUUGGUGGCAGCAACAACUGGUACUUUUGCAGGAAUUGCGGUGCACAGUUAUUUGGUGUCGGAGCUAAAUGGGUGUCUGAAGAGCUUGAUGUGGGAAAGUGGGCAGGAGACGUGAAUGGAGAUGGCAAGACGCAGACAGUGUGGAAGACGUCCGCUUUGAAUAUUCUGGAUCCCACAGGGAAGCCGGCGCAUUAUGUGAGCGUCAACUCAAUUACGGUUGAAGGGGUAGACUUGAUUGAUUGGCACGACAAGGGAUACAUAGCGUAUCUGAACGGUCGGAAUCGCGAGACGGAAAAUAUGAGGGAAACGGUGAGGUUCAGGAAACCUCAUCCUGAAGGAUGUUACUAG
Molecule: messenger RNA, 619 nt
Organism: Periconia digitata
Lineage: Eukaryota; Fungi; Ascomycota; Dothideomycetes; Pleosporales; Periconiaceae
Source: the annotation of a GenBank genome assembly